Fusarium sp. VM40 is the source of this 684-nucleotide messenger RNA. NCBI's taxonomy places the organism in Eukaryota, Fungi, Ascomycota, Sordariomycetes, Hypocreales, Nectriaceae. The record is from the annotation of a GenBank genome assembly.
AUGCAGCUCCCUACAGUAACCAGCCUUGUCGCCCUCCUAUCCGCGGCCAACGCGCAAACUAUCGUCGGUUUCGGUCCCGCAUUCUCCCUUGGCCCAACAAAGUCAUGGAUCCGCGAAGCCACAACGACCCUUGUUCUACCCAAGGUCCCUAGCCCUGCUAAGGACCGCUUGGCUCUCUGGCCUGGAAUGGGGACGAGCAGCGACUCGCUGAUUCAGGCGCUUGCUGUCGCUUUCUCAGACCCUAACGCAAACUGUGGUGCUAAGGCUGGACAAUGGUGUACUUGGGCUUCGACUCUGCAAGGGACACAACUUGGCGGCAAGCAAGUUCCUGCUGAUCCCGGCGCAAAACUGACCAUUCACUACGUCUACAAUGACGCAACAAACGAGUACGACCAGACUGUCUCAAUCGACGGGACUGUCGUUUCAUCUCUUUCAACCACUUCUGGACACGCAGAGGGAUGGGGAACCGCCGUCGAAUGCCAGGAUGAUGCUUGCGUCGGCACAGUUGAAGCACACAACUAUCUCGAUACUACCAUCAUUCUCAAUGAGGCCGAUGCCACAUUCGGUAACACCCUUGGGCUUAACGAGGCUACGUCUUCGGGUCUUGGUACUUCGGACGGCGGCAAGACCUGGGCUGUCGGUACCAUCAGUCACAAAGCUCACACUUUUGCUGUCACCAAAUGA